GUAAACAUUUCACGUUUCCUGAGAAGAUUAAACUAAGAUGGCACCGACAGACCAGAAAAUGAAGAGUAACAACUUUAGAGCGAAGGAUGGCAACUGGAAGAAAUCAAAAGAUAACGCACAGGGUGUCAAGAAGAAGAGGAAAUGGAUCCCGGAGCACAAAAUGUUCGAGGGCAGUGUUAAAGAAGGUCAAGGGUUUGCAUUCAAGAGGAAGCAGAAAGUCAGACACGAAUACAACAAGCUGUUGCGGAAGGAGAAGAGGAAGAACCCUGAGUCCAAUGCACUGUACAAGGAGGAGUAUCCAGAACAUCUCAGGCAUCUAUACAUGGCUGAGGCAGAGAAACUGAAACAGGAGGCCUGGACGAACAGAGUGAACAGGAGUAAGCUGAGAAUAAGAGGGAAGGAGACGGGAGAAGAGACAGCUGAAAAUGAUGCAGCAGCGCAACAGACCAAAACCGCUGAUCCAAUUCCAGAGGUUACUGGUGGAUCUGAGCUGAUAGAUUCUGUGACUGCGGAGCCUGACCCAACUGCAACCCCAGAGAAAGAAAGUCUUCCAAUUAGCAACCGCAUGAGGAAAAAAAUGCUGAAGAAGACGUCGUACCAGAGGACAAAAGAGGAAUUUGAAAGACUCAAAGAAAAACGGAGAAAAAAGAAAGAGGAGUACCUGAAGAACAAGCAGCAGAGAGAAGAAGCUAUUAAGAGGUACAAUCAGAAAAAGAUGGAGACUUUCCAGAUGCUGAGCAAAAAGACCAAGAAAGGACAGCCAAAUCUGAACCUCCAGAUGGAGUAUUUGCUUCAGAAGAUUCAAGGAACUGGAAAAUGACUCCCGAGUCACAGCUGAUCCUGAGGAUUGAAUGAACAAAAGAGUGGACCUUGUCUAUAUUUGACUAUGUUAUUAAAAUGAGGUAGAUCGGAACUGUGGUUUCACUCAGUCUUUUCUGUGGUGUUUUAAAUGCAGUGUGGUAAUCUGAGACCAGUUUGCUUCUACACAGAGUGAAAGCUUGUGGUUGUUGAUCGUUUUUUGAUCAGUGCUUUUACUGUUAUAUUCUGUUUGCAUUAUUUUGUUCCAGAAAACCUAAUACUGUGGCCCAUCUUAGGCUCAGACCACAAGAUGGCAUUGUA
This is a messenger RNA of Toxotes jaculatrix (banded archerfish), 1119 nucleotides long. RefSeq names its product coiled-coil domain containing 59 (gene ccdc59). NCBI's taxonomy places the organism in Eukaryota, Metazoa, Chordata, Actinopteri, Toxotidae. Gene Ontology annotation, cellular component: nucleus. Bases 38 to 820 code for a protein of 260 amino acids. The record is from RefSeq and is a predicted model, not a curated record. The transcript has 4 exons.